ACAAAGACAUCAACGUGUACGUGUGCUAUCUCGGCGUGGAUAGAGUCGUACGUGCUCAUCUUGACUCACAUGUGAUGUGAACAGUGGCGAUAACUGAUACUCAAACCUGGAACGAUUCAAAAAUAUCUCGAGAAGAGCCAAAGCAGCUGAACACUUGCCAUGCAUGUCCAGCACGGAACCAUGUAGAGUACGACGUACAGACAGAUGUGGACCAGCAAAUGAUGCCACGGCAACCAGCUGCGUGACCGGCACCACAUCUUUUCCUGUGCUAUGCCUCCACUGCCCAAUCAUGGACAUGGACUAUCCUCCUCGCUACCCUGGCCAACCGAGCGGAGUGUGCAGUGACGACGGCAUCCCCGUCGUCGACUUGGCCGUCCUCGUCAACGGCGAUGCCUGGGAACGGGCGCAGGCGAUCCGGCACCUCGGCCGGGCGUGCCAAGACUGGGGCUUCUUCAUGGUGACCAACCAUGGGGUGCCGGAGACUCUCCAGAGCGCGAUGAUGGACGCGUGCAGGGAGCUGUUCAGCCUGCCGCCGGAGCAGAAGCAGGAGCACCUGGACGCCGGCCCGAUGGACCCCGUGCGCGUCGGCACGGGCUUCAACUCCGCCGUCGACGGCGCCAGGUACUGGCGGGACUACGUCAAGAUGUUCGCGCACCCUGAGCUCCACUGCCCCGCCAAACCCGAAAGCCUGCGUGGCGUGGCCGCGGAGUACGCGGCGUGCACGAGGGGCCUGCUGCUGGAGCUCACGGCGGCCAUCUCCGAGAGCCUGGGGCUCGAGGGCGGCCUCAUUGCUCAGCGCCUGGACCUGGCAUCCGGCCUCCAGAUCCUCGUCGGCAACCAUUACCCGCCGUGCGGUGGUGGCCCAGGCGACGAUGGGGCCGUCGGUUUGCCGGCUCACUCUGACCACGGCCUCCUCACUCUGCUCUUCCAGAACGGCGUCGAUGGCCUUCAGGUCAAGCACGACGGCCGUUGGCUCCUCGCCAAACCCAUCCCUGGCUCCUUCUUCGUCAUCGCCGGCGAUCAGCUGGAGAUCGUGAGCAAUGGAAGGUACAAGGGCGUGCUCCACCGCGCACUGGUCGACCGCGAGCAGGUGAGGAUGUCGUGCGUGAGCCUCAUCGGACCGUGCCUGGACGCCGUCGUCGAACCCGUCCCGGAGCUGGCAGCGCCACCACUGGGCCUGGAGUUCAGGGGGGUAAAGUACAGGGACUACAUGGAACACCAGCAGAGCAACAAGCUCAACGAGAAGGGAGCGCUGGACCUCGUGCGGGUUGCAACGGCAGAUACUUACUCACCAGCCCAUAUAUUCUUCAAUUAACUGAGCAUGAUUCUGGAGGUUAAAAUCCUGAAGAUUCAUUGUGUGCUCGAAAAUAAAUAAAACUCCAUGAUCAUAAUGGGAUUAACUUAUAGUAUGAGGAGGUAAUAUUGUGCUUAAAA
Hordeum vulgare subsp. vulgare (domesticated barley) is the source of this 1434-nucleotide messenger RNA. Its product is annotated as 2-oxoglutarate-dependent dioxygenase 19-like. Lineage: Eukaryota; Viridiplantae; Streptophyta; Magnoliopsida; Poales; Poaceae. The record is from RefSeq and is a predicted model, not a curated record. The transcript has 3 exons. Bases 164 to 1315 code for a protein of 383 amino acids.